AUGGCCAAUCCUCCGCACGGUGGUGUCCUCAAGGACCUCGUUGUCCGAGACACUCCCAUUCAGGCUCAGUUGCUUGCAGAGACCAAGUCGCUGCCCGACAUUAUCCUGACCGAGGUGAGCAAGACAGCCUUCAAGCCAAGCGCCUCUCUGCGAUUCCCGAUCCGCUAACCUUUCUUUUGCGCUACUCUAUGGCCGCAGCGACAAUUGUGCGAUCUCGAGCUCAUCAUCAAUGGCGGCUUCUCACCUCUGGAGGGCUUCUUGAACCAGGCAGACUACCAGUCCGUGCUGGACAACAUGCGCCUCACCAACGGCGCACUGUGGCCCAUGCCCAUCACGCUUGAUGUGAGCAAGGAUCAAGCUGAGGCUCUCAAAAUUCAAGCUGGUGCUCGCGUCACUCUGCGCGACCCCAGGGAUGACAACCCCAUCGCUAUCCUGACGGGUGAGCAUUUGCGCACUUGUCACCUCACACCUCCGCCGCGUCGCUGACGAAUGAGGGCCCGCAUGCGCACGAUCUUCAGUGUCGGACUUGUACCCUGCCAAGAAGCAAGAGGAGGCCGCCAAGGUGUUUGGCAAGGAUGACCGCGCUCACCCUGCCGUCGCUUACCUGCACGACAACGUCAAGGAACUCUACGUUGGAGGAGCAGUCCAAGCCAUCUCCAGACCUCGCUACUACGACUACGUCGAGCUGCGCUACACUCCUGCUGAGCUUCGUCUGCACUUCCAGAAGGUGGCGUGGAGGAAGGUCGUCGCUUUCCAAACCAGAAAUCCCAUGCACAGGGCUCAUAGGGAGCUGACUGUGCGCGCUUCUCGUCAAAGGCAAGCCAAUGUUCUCAUCCACCCCGUCGUCGGUAUGACCAAGCCAGGAGACGUGGACCACUACACUCGCGUACGAGUCUACCAAUCCCUGAUGCCUCGCUACCCCAAGGGAAUGGCUCACCUGGCUCUCCUGCCCUUGGCCAUGCGAAUGGGUGGCCCUCGCGAAGCUCUUUGGCAUGCCAUCAUCCGCAAGAACUUCGGCGUCACUCACUUCAUCGUUGGCCGCGACCACGCAGGUCCCGGAAAGGACAGCACUGGCAAAGACUUCUAUGGGCCCUACGAUGCGCAGACUCUCGUCACCCAAUUCAAGGACGAGCUUGGCAUCGAGAUGGUUCCUUUCCAACAGAUGACCUACUUGCCGGCUUCGGAUGAGUACCAGCCAGUCGAUGAAGUUGCAGCUGGCACACAAACGCUCGACAUUUCGGGCACGGAGCUCCGUCGAAGGCUGCGCAACGGAGCGCCCAUUCCCGAUUGGUUCAGCUACGAGUCGGUCGUCAAGACGCUUAGGGAAAGCUACCCUCCCAAGGCGCAGCAGGGUUUCACCGUAUUCAUCACUGGACUCUACAACUCGGGCAAGGAUGACCUUGCUCGUGCUCUGCAGGUCAAGCUUAACGAGCAAGGUGGAAGAAGCGUGUCUCUGCUUCUCGGCGAGACUGUCAGGUCCGAACUCUCUUCUGAGCUUGGCUUCACUCAAGAGGAUCGCCACAAGAACAUUCAGAGGAUCGCCUUUGUUGCCGCUGAGCUUACGCGUGCCGGCGCAGCAGUGAUUGCAGCUCCGAUUGCGCCGUUCGAAGCGUCUCGCAAGCUCGCAAAGGAGACUGUGCAGAAGACGGGAGGUGCGGGCAACUUUUUCCUCGUUCACGUCUCUACGCCACUCCAAGUUGCCGAGCAGACGGACAGGAAGGGCAUCUACGCAAAGGCGAGAGCAGGGCAGAUCAAGGGAUUCACUGGUGUCGAUGACCCUUACGAGGACCCUACCAACGCCGACCUGACCCUCGACCUCUCUCAAAUGACCAUUGCUGAGGGAGUCCAUGCCACCAUUCUGACCUUGGAAAGCGACGGUUUGCUCCAAGUGUAA
Messenger RNA from Ceraceosorus bombacis, 1894 nucleotides. The record is from the annotation of a GenBank genome assembly. Lineage: Eukaryota; Fungi; Basidiomycota; Exobasidiomycetes; Ceraceosorales; Ceraceosoraceae.